CGAGAUCGCGCCACUGUACUCCAGCCUGGGCGACAGGGCAAGGCUCUGUCUCAGAAAACAAAACAGAACAAAACAAACAAACAAAAAAAACCCAGAGCUGGCUGGGUUGGGGGCAGGGUGGGGAGAAAGAAAACGAAAUCCGUUUGUUGGCUUCCCAGAGCCAAGGAGGUUUCUCCACUUUCAAGGUCUCCAGGUCCAUCCCCGCCCGGAGCCCCCAGCAUAGCCCCUCUAGAAGCCUGGAAGGACUCUGUGUUGGGAAUGGGGGCGGCUACUCUUGGCCGCCGCGGAGGUCCGCGUCCUGUUCGCCGGGGAGGUUUACUCCCCUACCGCGAGUGACCGCGGCGCUGAGGGCUCUGCUGGUUUCGCUCAGCGGGGGGCAAGGCACGCUCGCUCUGCCCACCCUUCCCGGUUCUCUCAGUCUCGGCCUUGGGGAGGCCCCUUCGCCUCCAGUCCCUCAGCCGACCUUCUGCCGCUCCCCGCGCCCUCCAGGGAGGACCCCGCUGUCACUGGCGAUGCUCCGAAGACCCGGGAUCUGGGCGAGGAAGGCGGUGGCAACCUUUUUCCAGCUGGGGGGAACAAUCCUGGACCAUGACUCAACAGCCACUUCGAGGAGUGACCAGCCUGCGUUUCAACCAAGACCAAAGCUGUUUCUGCUGCGCCAUGGAGACAGGUGUGCGCAUCUACAACGUGGAGCCCUUGAUGGAGAAGGGGCAUCUGGACCACGAGCAGGUGGGCAGCAUGGGCUUGGUGGAGAUGCUGCACCGCUCCAACCUUCUGGCCUUGGUGGGCGGUGGUAGUAGCCCCAAGUUCUCAGAGAUCUCAGCAGUGCUGAUCUGGGACGAUGCCCGGGAGGGCAAGGACUCCAAGGAGAAGCUGGUGCUGGAGUUCACCUUCACCAAGCCAGUGCUUUCUGUGCGCAUGCGCCAUGACAAGAUCGUGAUCGUGCUGAGGAACCGCAUCUAUGUGUACUCCUUCCCCGACAAUCCCCGAAAGCUGUUUGAGUUUGAUACCCGGGACAACCCCAAGGGGCUCUGUGACCUCUGCCCCAGCCUGGAGAAGCAACUGUUAGUCUUCCCGGGACACAAGUGCGGGAGUCUGCAACUUGUGGACCUGUCGAGCACGAAGCCUGGCACUUCAUCUGCUCCCUUUACCAUCAAUGCACAUCAGAGUGACAUAGCCUGUGUGUCUCUGAACCAGCCAGGCACGGUAGUGGCCUCAGCCUCCCAGAAGGGUACUCUUAUUCGCCUCUUUGACACACAAUCCAAGGAGAAACUGGUGGAGCUCCGCCGAGGGACUGACCCUGCCACCCUCUACUGCAUUAACUUCAGCCACGACUCCUCCUUUCUCUGCGCUUCCAGUGAUAAGGGCACCGUCCAUAUCUUUGCUCUCAAGGAUACCCGCCUCAACCGCCGCUCCGCGCUGGCUCGCGUGGGCAAGGUGGGGCCUAUGAUUGGGCAGUACGUGGACUCUCAGUGGAGCCUGGCGAGCUUCACUGUGCCUGCUGAGUCAGCCUGCAUCUGCGCCUUCGGUCGCAAUACUUCCAAGAACGUCAACUCUGUCAUUGCCAUCUGCGUAGAUGGGACCUUCCACAAAUAUGUCUUCACUCCUGAUGGAAACUGCAACAGAGAGGCUUUCGACGUGUACCUUGACAUCUGUGAUGAUGAUGACUUUUAAGGACUCUGGGGGCUGUGCUAGGGACCUACAGUGGCAGACUGCAGAGCUGAGCCUUGGCUGUGGGGCAUGCUUGGACGCUACCAGCCAGCAAGCAUUAAUGGGGCCAGUGCCCACUUUCCACUCAGCAGAGCUAUGUCUAAAUAAAGAGCUCACUUCCCCCAGCACUUCUUGAUCACUGUGUGCCCCAAGGGCCAAGCCAGGGACCCAGGAAGGCAGAGACCCCUUGGGAUCCCUAACCUGGAAGAAAUUGCCAGGGACCCAGAGGGAGUGGCCUAAUCCAACCUGGGGAUUUUUUAUAAGCUUCCCAGGAAGAGAUGAUCUCUGAUGUGAUGAAUACGAAUAAAAGGCCCUUAAUGGCA
Cebus imitator (Panamanian white-faced capuchin) is the source of this 2033-nucleotide messenger RNA. It is a transcript of the gene WDR45, whose product is annotated as WD repeat domain 45. The coding region runs from base 589 to 1674 and encodes 361 amino acids. The transcript is spliced from 11 exons. NCBI's taxonomy places the organism in Eukaryota, Metazoa, Chordata, Mammalia, Primates, Cebidae. Gene Ontology annotation, molecular function: protein binding; phosphatidylinositol-3-phosphate binding; phosphatidylinositol-3,5-bisphosphate binding. Gene Ontology annotation, biological process: nucleophagy; protein lipidation; autophagy of mitochondrion. Gene Ontology annotation, cellular component: cytosol; phagophore assembly site membrane; extrinsic component of membrane. The record is from RefSeq and is a predicted model, not a curated record.